Molecule: messenger RNA, 354 nt
Organism: Lactuca saligna
Lineage: Eukaryota; Viridiplantae; Streptophyta; Magnoliopsida; Asterales; Asteraceae
Source: the annotation of a GenBank genome assembly
AUGAAACAGUACCUAUUUCAGAAGUUUAGUGAUGAAUUUCAACCCUUGAGCACUGAAGGAGAAAAGAUCACUGCUUCUUGUUCAGGUCUCGCCAAUACAACUUCACAAUCUUCAAGUGAAAAAGAUGCAAGACCUGCUCCAGAUGCAAACUUUAAUACAUUCUUAUCUUUUGGUUCUUUUUUUGCUCAAGAAAGAAGAGAUAAGCAAAUUAGGCAUCAGCAGCUAAAAGAGAAAAUGCUCGUGAUGAAGAAUUCAGAUGAAAAUGUUCUGGGUGAUCACCCUGAAAUGUUCUUCAGGGAAACUUGGAAGAAGUUCACAAACAAAUAUGGUGAUCGUUCUUUCAUCAUCAUGUAG